GCUUUCCGUGGCCGUGGCGAGGAGUUGAAAAAACAGAAAAGGAAAGAGAAAGAGAACACGCCCCCAGACCCGGGCCUCGCCGAGCGCCAGGGAGGGGGCGGAGGAGGCUGAGCCUGGCUGUCGCUGGGCUGGGACUUGAGAGUGGCGCACGGAGGAGCGGUGGCCCGCAGCCGCGCGCCUUCCUCCUCACUCGCCGGCUCUGCUUCUCCCCGGAGGGGGUGGGGAGCGGGCUCCGAGAGGGAGAACGCCGAGCAGCGAACCGCCCAGCAGCCAGCCAGCCAGCCGGCCGGCGAGAGCGCGCGCGGGGACCCAUGGCUUCGCUGUACCAGAGGUUCACGGGCAAGAUCAACACCUCGCGGUCCUUCCCGGCGCCUCCGGAGGCGAGCCACCUCCUGGGCGGCCAGGGGCCCGAGGACGACGGUGCGGGGCCCAAGCCCCUGGGCGCCCAGGCGCCCGCGGCCGCGGUGUCCCGGGAGCGCGGCGGCGGCGGCGGGAGCGCGGGUGGCCGACCCCGGUUCCAGUAUCAGGCGCGGAGCGACUGUGACGACGAGGACGAGCUGGUGGGGAGUAACCCUCCGCAGAGGAACUGGAAAGGGAUUGCCAUCGCGCUGCUGGUCAUCCUGGUCAUCUGCUCCCUCAUCGUCACCUCGGUCAUCCUGCUGACGCCAGCGGAAGAUAACAGUCUGUCUCAGAAGAAGAAGGUCACCGUGGAGGAUCUCUUCAGCGACGAGUUCAAAGUUCACGACCCCGAGGCGAAGUGGAUAAGCGAUAAAGAAUUCAUCUACAGAGAACAGAAGGGAAGCGUGAUACUGCGGGAUGUUGAAACAAAUACGUCUACAGUGCUAAUAGAAGGCAAAAAAAUUGAAUCGUUAAGAGCCAUCAGAUACGAAAUAUCUCCAGAUAAAGAAUAUGCACUUUUCUCCUAUAACGUGGAACCCAUCCAUCAACACUCCUAUACUGGAUAUUAUGUCCUGAGCAAAAUUCCUCACGGGGAUCCUCAAAGCCUGGACCCCCCGGAGGUCAGCAACGCGAGGCUCCAGUACGCCGGCUGGGGCCCCAAGGGGCAGCAGCUGAUAUUCAUCUUUGAAAACAACAUCUACUACUGCGCCCACGUCGGGAAGCAGGCCAUCCGCGUGGUCUCGACCGGCAAGGAGGGCGUCAUUUACAACGGCCUCAGCGACUGGCUGUACGAAGAGGAGAUUCUGAAGACCCACAUCGCACACUGGUGGUCCCCAGAUGGCACGAGGCUCGCCUACGCCACCAUCAAUGACUCCCGUGUGCCCGUCAUGGAGCUCCCGACCUACACGGGCGCCGUGUACCCCACCGUGAAGUCCUACCACUACCCCAAGGCCGGCUGUGAGAACCCCACCAUCUCCCUGCACGUCAUCGGCCUAAACGGACCCACCCACGACCUGGAGAUGACUCCGCCCGACGACCCGCGGAUGAGGGAAUAUUACAUCACCAUGGUGAAGUGGGCCACCAGCACCAAGGUCGCCGUGAACUGGCUGAGCCGCGCGCAGAACGUGUCCAUCCUGACCCUCUGCGACGCCACCACGGGCGUCUGCACCAAGAAACAUGAGGACGAGAGUGAGGCCUGGCUGCACAGACAGAAUGAAGAGCCGGUGUUCUCCAGGGACGGCCGCAAGUUCUUCUUCGUCAGAGCGAUCCCGCAGGGCGGACAGGGCAAGUUCUACCACAUCACCAUGUCGUCCUCCCAGCCCAACAGCAGCAACGACAACAUCCAGUCCAUCACCUCCGGGGCCUGGGACGUGACCAGGAUCCUGUCCUACGACGAGAAGCGGAACGUGAUCUACUUCCUCAGCACGGAGGACCUGCCCAGGAGACGGCACCUCUACAGCGCCAGCACGGUGGGCUCCUUCAACAGGCAGUGCCUGUCCUGUGAGCUGGUGGGCAACUGCACCUACUUCAGCGCGUCCUUCAGCCACAGCGCGGACUUCUUCCUGCUCAAGUGCGAAGGUCCUGGUGUCCCCACGGUGACCGUCCACAACACAACCGACCGGAAAAAAAUGUUUGACCUAGAGACCAACGAACACGUGCAGAGGACCGUGAACGACCGGCAGAUGCCCAAAGUGGAAUACAAGGAGAUCAAGAUCGACGACUACACCCUGCCCAUCCAGAUCCUGAAGCCGGCCACCUUCACCGAGACCGCCCACUACCCCCUGCUCCUGGUGGUGGACGGAAGCCCGGGCAGCCAGAGCGUGGUGGAGAAGUUCGAGGUGAGCUGGCAGACGGUGCUGGUGAGCAGCCACGGAGCCGUGGUGCUGAGGUGCGACAGCAGAGGCAGCGGCUUCCACGGCACCAAGCUCCUGCACGAGGUGCGGCGGCGGCUGGGCGUCCUGGAGGAGCGGGACCAGCUGGAGGCCGUGCGGACGAUGCUGAAAGAGCCGUACAUUGACAAGACACGCGUGGCCGUGUUUGGGGAGGACUACGGGGGCUACCUGAGCACCUCCAUCCUCCCGGCGAAGGGCGAAAACCAAGGCCAGAUCUUCGCCUGCGGCUCUGCGCUCUCCCCGAUAACAGACUUCAAGCUCUACGCAUCUGCGUUUUCCGAGAGGUACUUGGGCCUCCAUGGACUUGACAACAGGGCCUAUGAGAUGACCAAGGUGGCCCAUCGGGUGUCAGCGCUGGAAGGACAGCAGUUCCUGAUCAUUCACGCGACCGCCGAUGAAAAAAUCCAUUUCCAGCACACGGCAGAGCUCAUCACAGAGCUCAUCAAGGGGAAGGCUAAUUACAGCUUACAGAUCUACCCGGACGAAAGCCAUUACUUCCACAGCGCGCCCCUCCGGCAGCACCUGCAGCGCACCAUCGUCAACUUCUUUGUGGAGUGCUUCAGGGUCCAGGACAAAGUCCCGGCAGCCACAGCCAAGGAGGAGGAGGAGGACUGAGCGCCGCCUGGCCGCCCCAAGCACAGCGUGGCUCUCCCUGGACCAGCGUGGGGCUGGGCACCCCGCCCCCCUCUCCCGCCCGCCCGCGCCGGGGUGGGGGGCAGGGAGCGAUCCCGAUCCCUAGCAUGUGUGUCUCAGGCCCCGAAGGCCGUUUUGCUUCAGAAACCAGCUCCUUCCCGGGUGGAGGUGCCCAGCGCUCCCACGGGCUUCCAGGGAGCCUGGGACCGUCACAGCCUCCUGCUGGCCACAGAGCGACAGCUGUGUCCCAUGGCCGCCCCCGGGAGCAGAGGACGGCGGCCGUGAGGAAGCCAGCCCGAGCUUGAGCUGUCCGGCAGCGGUGUUGACGCUCGCCUGCCCGGAGCGCCGCGUCCCCGCCGGCAGCACCGCAUCCCGUCUGAUAUAACCACGCCAUGGAAACAACUAGAGCACAAUCCCUUUAACAGCACUGCAUAGGUCGGCUUGCUCCUGUCUGUCCUGAGACGUUCGGCCUCUCACGGGGCUGUGCGCACGCAGCCCCGCUGUAGCUACGCUAGUGGUUAACCUUCUGGAAUUAAUUCGUAUUUUUCUAUGGUUUUUACCUGCCACUGUCUGCAGUCCUGGGGUCGUUUCUCUGUGCUGGGUCAGUCGGCCGGUGGGUCUGUCUGUCCCUUAUCCUUGGUUUCGCUUUGCUUUCUUCAGCCUGUGCGUCAGCUUUGCGCUUGUUUGUGAGAAGAACAGACCGGGAGUGAGUGCUCGCUGCUCAAGGCCGGCCUUAGACUUGACGGAGAUACUUCAACACGCGGAGGAAAAAGACAUCCCGCCCUACUUCCUGAAACAAGAAAGUACAUAAAUAAAAGCUCUCUCCCGCCCAGCAGCAACAGGGUUUGCUUAGAUCCUCAUUGUCUGUUUUCCAGUGUCCCCAAGUCUGUCCUCUUCCUCCUCGGGAAGUUGUCAAGUCUGUCCUGAUGACAUUUGGGUUAAAAAAAAAAAAAAAAAAAAACGUAAAAA
This is a messenger RNA of Pteronotus mesoamericanus, 3893 nucleotides long. RefSeq names its product dipeptidyl peptidase like 6 (gene DPP6). Gene Ontology annotation, biological process: proteolysis; regulation of potassium ion transmembrane transport. The transcript is spliced from 26 exons. The record is from RefSeq and is a predicted model, not a curated record. Gene Ontology annotation, cellular component: voltage-gated potassium channel complex; plasma membrane. Gene Ontology annotation, molecular function: serine-type peptidase activity; potassium channel regulator activity. The coding region runs from base 312 to 2906 and encodes 864 amino acids. Lineage: Eukaryota; Metazoa; Chordata; Mammalia; Chiroptera; Mormoopidae.